GCUUGUGGCGUCAGUUAUUAUACCUCUGACAUCAGCACAAGCAACCAUGCGAGGGCUUUAAAAAAAAAGCGCUCAGAGCAGAAACCACAUCCCUGAGUUGGAAGAGAAGGUGAGCAACACAACAGAGCAAGGGAAGCGCCGCAUUCACAUAGAAGACGUUGUUAUUUCGGGACUUUCGCCAAACAAGGCUGUCUAUUACUUGCAUGAUCGAACUUUUUGUUUUUUAAAAUGAAUAAUAUUUGUGAAUUAACAAGAUCCUCUUUAAAGGGUGAAUUUAUUAUUUUUAUGUGAGACAUAUCUCACAGUGUUAUUGCUACAUAUUUUAAUUCACUUGCUUGGGAGUAUUAAGCACCAUGGAUAUUUACCUUUCGAAUUCAUCGUUGAAUUUGUCAGAGCUGGACACCAAACAACCAUCCACAGCAAACGGUACCUCGCCCUUGCCACUUCGCCUGGAGUCGCGCUCUGUGGUUACCCCCGCUACCAUGUUCACGGUGGGGGUUGUUGGAAAUCUUGUCGCUAUAGUGGUGCUCUGUAUCUCUAAAAAGGAACAAAAAGAGACCACGUUUUACACACUGGUCUGUGGUAUGGCACUCACAGACCUUCUGGGCACCUGUUUUACCAGUCCUGUUGUUAUCGCUACAUACGUUGCAAAGCAGUGGCCAGGCGGAGAACUUUUGUGUCACUUCUUUUCAUUUUCGCUGCUCUUCUUUGGUUCCGCUGGAAUGUCCAUACUUUGCGCCAUGGCAGUGGAGAGGUACCUCGCCAUAAACCAUGCGUACUUCUACUCUCAUCACAUAGAUCGGAUGAUGGCACGAUUUACACUUGUUGCGAUUUACUUAGCCAACAUUGUGCUGUGUAUUAUGCCAAGCUUCGGUUUCGGGAAACACGUGAAGCACUUUCCGGGUACUUGGUGCUUUUUAGAAUGGAGGGCAACGGAACCCCUAGCAGCCUCUUACUCCUUUGUAUACGGAGGAUUCAUGUUGAUACUCAUUGGAGUGUCUGUAGCGUGCAACCUCGCCGUCUGUAGAUCCUUGGUGCUCAUGAGCCAGAGAACAAGGAUAGUGAGAGCGGAGAUCUCCGGUCAAGGCGGUUCGGGAAGAAGGUUUCCAAAGCUACCACCUGUGUUUUCAGCUGCAGAAUUUCAGAUGUUUUGGCUGCUAAUAUUAAUGACCAUCGUGUUCCUGGUUUGUUCAAUCCCUUUAGUGGUGCGGAUCUUUGUCAAUCAGCUGUAUGGUCCGACCCACAUAUCUGAUGGAGGGAAACCCGACUAUCGCGGUGAUCUUCGGGCGAUACGUUUCGCCUCCUUUAACCCAAUCUUGGAUCCAUGGGUUUACAUCUUGUGCCGAAAAAACCUGCUGAUUAAGGGCUGUGAGAGGAUGAAGCGGUCUGUUGGGAAUGCCAAAGAAGCUCGUGCGCGUAAAGUGGGCUGGGUAAGCGGCCAGCGUACACCCCCUUCUUACGCCGCGAGCAACACCACCAGUUACGCAUCCCUGCGAAACGAUAAACAGGACGACGAGCAGAUUAUCACUAGGACUAAAUCAUUUACCGAUUUUACUGUGCAACAAACAUGGGACUUUGAAGCGUCACGACCUAACUUUCAUCCCUUCUGUAUCGAACAGAGUGCUGAUAUUGAUUUAGAGAAAAGUACAGCUGAUGUCUCUAAACCAGCAGAGGUGAAACCCAUAUUGUGUUCAAUUCUACAGGAAUCCCCUGUCCAUAUCGCUGGGGAUCAAGGGCAUCCGAGAUGCGGUCGGAGACCCGACGGCCAGCUUGAAAUUGUCACUUGUACCUUUAGUACCCCAACCUCUUGCAUCUCUGAAAAAUGUAUCUGAGAGUAUGUCUUGACCUGAAAAUACAUUUUUACAUAAAUUAACAAUUGAAUGUCCGUAUUGAUUCCCCACAACUCAUUUGAUGCCUUCACUGCAAAGCAACAGAGAAUUAAUUGGAAUACUGUACAACUAUAUUGUAUACAACGAAAUGGCUCCUAGUAUGUCAUUUCAGGUAUCCUACUGUGUCCAUUUACCUUGUGCAGGAUGCCUUUGCUAAUGACCAGUGUGGCCAGUGACACGAUAUGCUUCUGAGAGGUGUCAGUGAAGACUAAAUUAAUGUUCGUAUAAAAUAUUUCAACAUUUUCUUUGAGUUUGGUGGUUGAUUAUAAAAAUUGCUAUUCUUGAACACCAGGGUAGUUUUUCCUGCUGGAAAUUUCCCUGAGUUGUUCUGUACGGCAAUCGGCACUGAUGUGUAAUGGCAAAACAUUGGUUGUUGGAAGUUCAGUGUUAUGGCAACACACAUUAAACUGUGAACUUGGGGAACGUGGAUAUGCUUUAGGUUAAAGGCUGAAUUUAGUUGUUUAUAGAUUCAACAAGCACUCCAGCCAUCUGGAAUUAAUCAAGGACUAUUUUCUGAGCACAUGCUACAGGUUUGUUUUUGAAUUGUGAAAUAUGAAUAAUUGUUUACCGAUAGUUGG
This is a messenger RNA of Anguilla anguilla (European eel), 2467 nucleotides long. Its product is annotated as prostaglandin E2 receptor EP4 subtype-like. Gene Ontology annotation, biological process: negative regulation of inflammatory response; cellular response to prostaglandin E stimulus; positive regulation of cytosolic calcium ion concentration. Gene Ontology annotation, cellular component: plasma membrane. Bases 354 to 1832 code for a protein of 492 amino acids. Gene Ontology annotation, molecular function: prostaglandin E receptor activity. NCBI's taxonomy places the organism in Eukaryota, Metazoa, Chordata, Actinopteri, Anguilliformes, Anguillidae. The record is from RefSeq and is a predicted model, not a curated record. The transcript has 2 exons.